ACCGUACGUGCCCUAUAAAAGAAUAGCUGUAAGGCUAUGCAGAACAUCAUUUUAAGUGAUUUGUGUUAAGAGCAACCGGUACGAUGGACCCACAAACGAUAGGGUUAGUUGAGAAUGAUAUAGCUGAAUCGGUGAAGUGUUACAUUCAGGACAAACGAAAUCGAGUAAAUGGAAAAUUUAGACUUGUUUCUUACCAAGUGAGACGGCUGAGUGAAGAACCGGUCGGUUAUUUGGGCGAUCACUAUCUGUUGGAUGUAAAUUUGCGUGAAAAAAUGGUCCAUUAUUCACCGGAAGAGGAAGAAAAAUACGCAGAAGAAGAGUAUAUUAGCUUCUUCGUGAAAGUUAUCCCCGAUAACGUGCCAAAGCUAGCCGAUUACAUCAAGGAAAUGGGUUGCUUUCGGAAGGAAAUAUUGCUAUACAAGCACGUUAUUCCGCGGCUCCAGGACGUUAUGAUUGGCACACGGCCAUUUGUUUCUACUGCAUACUUCACAAAGGGUGAUAGAAUGAUUGUGUUUGAAAAUUUGACUUCGGAAGGCUACAGCAUAGUGGAGCAUACAAAACAUCUGCUUGACUUCGAACAUCUGAAAGUGGCGCUGCAGGCCGUUGCUAAGCUACAUGCAUCGUCUCUCAUUCUGGAAGAACGUUCAAAAACGCCAAUUCCAAAGCUUUUCGUUGGCUAUCUGAAUGAGAACGCAUAUGUAGAUGAUGAUGACCAUGUACGCAAGAUAAACCUGGAGAACGCGAUACAAGUGCUGUGUGAGAUGAUCAAGCGAAUUGAGAAAUACGCCAGCUCAGAGAAAUUAGAUGAAAUAUUGCUUAAAGUGCCCGAUGUAAUACGCAAAAUAUAUGACUUUUCCAAGCCGUCGACAGUCUUCCGCAACGUGUUAAAUCAUGGUGAUCUGUGGUGUAACAACGUAAUGUUUCGAUACGAAAUGAUACCAACGAGCGUGGACAGUAGUUGCAUCAAUACUGAAGGGCACCUACCUGAAGGACGCAAAGUGACAUCGGACCGUGAGGAUCAAGCCGAAACCGGAAAAGACGCAGACGUUUCAAACAGCGCUCUGUUCGUCACCAACGCAAACCACGAAUCCAGGAGGCUUAUUCCAGUAGAGGCGAAACUUGUUGACUUCCAGUUGGCCCGAUUUGCUCCUCCUGCCUUGGAUGUUUGGACGCUUAUUAUGCUUUGCAGUACGCGCGCGUUUCGACAGCAACAUUUAACAGCUUUGUUGGAUUCUUAUUAUCAAGCUUUAGGUGAUCUUUUACUAUCGAAUAGCAGUAUGAAUAUUGAACAGAUAAUAUCACGCAACGAAUAUAGUGCUUCGUGUGACUGUUUUGCAUUGGCUGGACUUAUCGAGUCUUUGCUCUUCAGCCAUCUUACACUGCUACCGAAGCAAGCUGCCAAAGAUAUGUUGAAUUGUUCGGAAAAUUUUGAUAAUUUCUUACGUGGCGAUGGAAAACUCCACAUCUGCUUACGGUACUUCGAGCAAGACACUAACUAUCGGAAUAGAAUGACCGAAAUGUUGGAAGAAUUGGUUGAAUCUUUGAAGUAGUGUUUAAAAUAACUAAGUGCGUGUAUUUGAACCACUCGAUACAAUCGUGAUGCUAUCGCUACAUGCAACAAUCAAUAAAUCACGAUAUCAUCUUACUUGACUGCAAUCUAUACAAUAGUUGCGUGUGGCUCAGGUGAGACAGAUACUGAUCAGGAUAAUUAGACUAUGUGUUUGUGUCAUUUUCGGUAGUAGCUUUAUGAAUAGUGGAAAAAUGCGUUAGUUCCAAUGUUGUUCAUGUUCGAGUUAGUUCUGCACGUAGCACCAACCAUGCGAUUCACUGAAAUUGUAAAAGAAUAUUUAAUUAAUUCCA
Molecule: messenger RNA, 1860 nt
Organism: Anopheles merus
Lineage: Eukaryota; Metazoa; Arthropoda; Insecta; Diptera; Culicidae
Exons: 3
Coding region: 84-1550 (488 amino acids)
Source: RefSeq, a predicted model, not a curated record